AUGCCAUCUGAGUUACAGCAAGAAACUGUCUCACCAGAAACGAGAGAAAAAGUGUUAAAAUUCAUAAAACAAGGUCAAAGCAAGAUGGAAUCGGCAAUUAAUCAUGAUUUGCUCAAGAUGUUAAACCAGUAUGAUUCAACCAACGGCACAGUGCAGCCAACAUCAACUCUCAACGAUGGCGAUCACUGUAACAGCAGUCUUCAAGGAGAGGCCCCACAUAACAACAGUAACACCAUCAACACAGGUUCGUCUCCAGAUCAGGACACAAUGAGAAACGGACUGUCAAAUAACGGAAUUAUUCCUAUGGAUCUACAGACAGUAAAGUUAGACCUGUUCCAACAAUUAUCCAACAACAACCCACAGAGUAACGCUGGCCAAUACAAGUAG
Messenger RNA from Ylistrum balloti, 387 nucleotides. RefSeq lists its product as uncharacterized. The transcript is spliced from 5 exons. The record is from RefSeq and is a predicted model, not a curated record. The coding region runs from base 1 to 387 and encodes 128 amino acids. Lineage: Eukaryota; Metazoa; Mollusca; Bivalvia; Pectinida; Pectinidae.